Trypanosoma brucei brucei TREU927 is the source of this 1656-nucleotide messenger RNA. RefSeq lists its product as hypothetical. The transcript has a single exon. Lineage: Eukaryota; Euglenozoa; Kinetoplastea; Trypanosomatida; Trypanosomatidae. The coding region runs from base 1 to 1656 and encodes 551 amino acids. The record is from RefSeq and is a predicted model, not a curated record. Gene Ontology annotation, molecular function: protein binding.
AUGAAGUAUAUGGCAAAGGGGGCGCUUGCGAAAUUGCUUGAGUCAGAGGUUACUGGGGGGAAUAUUAAUGCCUGUUGUCGCAUACUUCGUCGCAUCUUCAGUGAGACAGUGGAGGAUGCACAACCGACUGGGUUCAGCGUAGGGCGAUCAGCUCUUCUUAGCGAUGUCGUAGCAUUAGGCAAGGCGAGUCUCGCAGCUGACAGAUCGCACGUGCGUUCUCCGUCCGUUGCGGUGCUAUGCCACGUCUCUCAACGGCUUGGUGAUUGGUGUAGCGCACUUGACUUUGCACGGCUACUACCAAAUUUACCAUCACCAUCGUUCUUGUCUUCACUCCUUCAACCGAACAAUUGCGCUGCGGUGCUUCGGUUCUGCGAGACACGGGGUUGGGCGCUUGACGUUCCGCACGCAACUCGUGUGUUGGCUGAGCGCCAUGGAAGUUGGACCUCGGCACUCGAUGUGGCGGAGGCGAUGGAGCGACACUGUGGUAUGGGUGAGCGGUACUCCUUGGGAGUUUUGAUUCCGUACCUUGCUGCUAGCGGGUGCUGGAGGAAGGCUGUAAGGAUGUUUUUUGAUGGUAUUGCGCAGGGUUCUUUGGUUGACCCUAGAUUUGUAGGCGACCUCGUAUAUCGCACGGUGAGGUUGAAACAAUGGCAGACAGCUUUCUACAUGUUAGGGGCUAUCGAGAAGACGCGAGAGGCCGCAGACUUCUGCCCUUCAGAUGAAAAUUUCUUUAGGGACAUAAUCACAGUGUCGCCGAGUUGGCGGUCGUCCCUCUCUAUUCUUCACCUUGCAAUUGGCUCUGGCGUGAAGCCAGAUAAGUCCAUAGUGAGCCUUUUGUUAGGACAGUGCGAAGAGGCAAAUGUGUGGCUUACAGCAAUCAAGGUAUAUGACACUGCCGUCAGAGAAGGCUUUUUAAGCAGUAUUGAAGGCGAUUCCUAUCAGACACUUAUUCGCUCAUUUCACGCAGUGAAGCAGUGGGAGAAGGCACUCGUCGCGCUGUCCUGGAUGAAGAAGGCUGGCGAGUCCUCCAUGACAACAGGAAUGGGGGAGUUGUUGGAGAUGUGCCAACAGUCUGGGCAGUGGGAGGCAGCAGUAAAUAUUGGUGGCGUCCUCUUGGAGAAACAUGAAGGCAUGCCAUCCCGUACACGUCUCGCAUUAUUGUCUGCGUGCGCCGAUGGCGCGGCUUGGCAAUGUUCCAUUCGAGUUCUGGGGGAGUACCUUAACGACUCGACAUCUAUGCCCCAUCCCCUUUUAGUGUGUGCAACUCUGCAGGCCUGCGUCUCGGCCCAGCGCUGGGAAGAGGCCUUGUUUGUUUUCUUUAAAGCCCGCGAGGAGGAGCCGAGACUUAUUUUACCACCAUUAGCACACCGUUUGGUUUUGAAGGCUUGUGUAGGUUCGGGGCGCUGGUUGGAAAGUAUGUGUUUGUUGGAACAAAUGGAGCCCCGUGGCGCCCCAAAGGACAACCACACCCAUCGUUUGGGGUUGUGGGCGGCGGCGUUGUCGGGGAAUUGGCAACUCUCUUUAUAUCAACUGCACCGCAUUCCAAGGGCCAACCGUACAGCUCAAGAUCAGCUGAUCGUGCGUAGUUCCAUUCAAAAUGUUAGCGCAGUGGCAAGAGCCAUCACACUCAGGCAUCUUCAGCCCCACUUGUCAUAA